AUGGACGGUGCAUCGCUCGUUCAGACGCCGGACGGCACGCGCGACAAGUACAUUGGCCUCGCGCUGGCCAUCUCGAGUUCGAUCGCCAUUGGCACAUCAUUGUCAGUACAUACAGCGCAGCGCAGUGCCCACUGUCAUCCAUCAACACACCCUCGACUCACACCAUUGGUUGCCCCCAAUGUCUCCACCAGCAUCAUCACCAAAAAGGUACACGACCCACACUCCGAUCGCCGCUCGACUUCGGACUGCGCAGCUCGGCGACCACCCUCACUGACGCGUCGCUUCUCGGACAUUGAUCUGCCUCACCCCAACCCACAGGGUCUCAUCAGCGCCGCAGAUCGACACGAUGGUCUGUCGAGCUCGGCGACCUACUCGUAUCUCAAAAAUGGCCUCUGGUGGGCCGGUAUGAUCACCAGUCAGUUUCAGUCCACUGUCCGAGUUUUCUUCGUCCUCCACCAGGGCCACGAGCUGCCUGACGUUGUACUAGACGACAGUAUUCACACCUCCUCGACUUGUCCCUCCACAGUGGUCGCAGGAGAAGUAGCCAACUUUGCGGCGUACUGCUUUGCGCCUCCCAUCUUGGUCACGCCUCUCGGAGCCGGCUCCGUUCUCGUUGGGUAGGCCGGCCGCGCUCACUUUGCGGUCUGAACGCUCCGAGUACUGAACUGACGCGCUCAAUACUCCUCCCACAGUGCCGUCCUUGCAUCCUUCUUCCUCGGCGAACAACUCGGUCGGAUAGGCAUUUCGGGCUGCUCGCUCUGUCUCGUCGGCAGUCUCAUCAUCGUGCUCCAUGCGCCCGAGGACAAGGCGAUCGAGACCGUUGACGAGGUGCUUGCUUAUGCACUUCAACCAGGUCAGUUGCUCAACAUGUCAGACAGACACCCAGUCGAGUCACUGACGUUCUGUCGCGAGGAGGACCACAGGCUUCCUCUUUUACUGCUUCUUCGUCAUCGUCUUCUCCGUCUACAUGAUCUACCGCGUCGCGCCCGUGUCCGGGUCCAGCAACCCGCUCGUGUACAUCUCCAUCUGCUCGCUCGUCGGAUCCGUCAGCGUCAUGGCCGUCAAGGGUUUCGGCGUUGCGCUCAAGUUGACCAUCGCGGGCAACAACCAAUUGUGGCGACCGGGGACAUGGGUCUUUGCUAUCACCGUCGUCGGCUGCAUCGCCGUUCAGAUGAACUACUUCAAUAAGGUGGGGGUCGACUGAUUUGUAGAAGAGUGGCAAGGUGCUCUCCGCUAACUUUCUUAAGCGCUCGACUCUGCAUCCAGGCGUUGGAUCUCUUCCCAACGACGGUCGUGAACCCGAGUUACUUUGUUGGUUUCUCGACCUCGACCUUGAUCGCUUCCAUCAUCCUCUUUCAUGGCCUUAACACCUCGGGAGGAAAGGACACACUCUCCCUUCUCUGUGGUCUCUACGUCAUUUCCCUGGGCGUCUAUCUCCUCGUGAGUUUCCGGAUCGCUUCACCUGCCCAACACAAACUUUCGACGGCUAAUCCCUUGGGACUGGCCACUCGCAGAACCUUUCGCGAUCCGAGAAUGAAAACUCGUCGGGAGGCUUGACGCGCUUGAAUCGCUACUCGCACUCGAUGCUCGACAACGGCAUCCUCGGCCGCACCUCGCUUGCUUCGAACCGUUACUCGAUGAACAGUGAGGUCGACGGUAACCCCGACGCAAGGAAGAGCACGAACUUCUUCCGUGGUGGCGGAGCCGUCGUCGGUGGGGUCGAGCCGAUGAACCAUGCGAAUGAUCUACAUUUGCCUAUGGAGGAGUUCGAGGAGGACUUUGAAGAGGAUGAUGGGGAUGAUGGGCAGGGGACGACGUAUCCGCACAAGGGGAAGGCUUUGAAUGGGACUCGGUGA
Messenger RNA from Microbotryum saponariae, 1856 nucleotides. The record is from the annotation of a GenBank genome assembly. NCBI's taxonomy places the organism in Eukaryota, Fungi, Basidiomycota, Microbotryomycetes, Microbotryales, Microbotryaceae.